Molecule: messenger RNA, 2678 nt
Organism: Pelobates fuscus (common spadefoot toad)
Lineage: Eukaryota; Metazoa; Chordata; Amphibia; Anura; Pelobatidae
Gene: BAP1
Product: BRCA1 associated protein 1
Exons: 17
Coding region: 56-2176 (706 amino acids)
Biological process (GO): protein deubiquitination; ubiquitin-dependent protein catabolic process
Cellular component (GO): cytoplasm
Molecular function (GO): cysteine-type deubiquitinase activity
Source: RefSeq, a predicted model, not a curated record
AUUUCCGGCGCAUUAUCGUUUUACGUCAGAGGCCCGUAGGCAUGGAUAAGACAACAUGAAUAAAGGCUGGUUAGAACUAGAGAGCGAUCCAGGGCUCUUUACACUGUUGGUGGAGGAUUUUGGUGUAAAGGGAGUCCAAGUGGAAGAGAUCUAUGACCUGCAAAGCAAGUGCCCAGGGCCUGUGUAUGGCUUCAUAUUCCUGUUUAAAUGGAUUGAGGAGCGUCGCUCCCGCAGGAAGGUCUCCACUCUGCUGGAUGACACCUCCGUCAUGGAAGAUGAGGUUGUUAAUAACAUGUUCUUUGCACAUCAGCUGAUUCCUAAUUCGUGUGCUACUCAUGCUCUUCUGAGUGUAUUGCUGAACUGUAGUGGGGUUCACCUUGGGCCCACACUGAGCAGAAUAAAGGAUUUCACCAAAGGCUUCAGCCCAGAGAGUAAAGGAUAUGCAAUUGGAAAUGCUCCAGAACUAGCAAGAGCUCACAACAGUCAUGCCAGACCAGAACCUAGACACCUCCCUGAGAAGCAGAAUGGAAUCAGUGCCGUCCGCACCAUGGAGGCAUUUCACUUUGUCAGCUAUGUACCAAUUAAAGGUCGACUUUUUGAACUGGAUGGACUGAAAGUUUACCCCAUUGACCAUGGUCCGUGGGCUGAGGAUGAGGAGUGGACAGACAAGGCUCGUAGAGUUAUCAUGGAAAGGAUUGGACUUGCUACUGCAGGGGAGCCAUAUCAUGAUAUUCGUUUUAACCUGAUGGCAGUGGUACCUGACAGAAGACUGAAAUAUGAGAGUAAACUUCAUAUCCUGAAAAUGAACAGACAAACUGUGCUGGAAGCUUUGCAGCAGCUGAUCAGAGUGACUCAGCCAGAGUUGAUUCAGCCCCAGAAGACCACAGAUUGUCCUGAAGAAACAAAAAUCAAUGCUGUAAAUUCUGCUGCCUGCCCAGAAAACCCACGCACGAACCUUAGUUCCCAGCGGAAUGUCACUGAUUCGGCUGCAGAAGUAACAGGAGCCCUCACUCGAAGCUCUGUCCUUAACGCUUACAGUAAAUCAAAUGUGCCACCUCAGAAUGGAGGUCCAACUCCUGCACCAGCCCCCCGUCUCCCUGCCUUUCUGGAUAACCACAACUAUGCCAAAUCACCAAUGCAGGAGGAGGAGGACUUGGCGGCUGGGGUUGGUCGUUCACGGGGUGCGCCACCACCACCAUGUCCAGACUCUGAUGAGGAGGAGGAGGAGGAGGAGGAAACUGAGCGCACAAGGAGACCCCCAGCUCCGUCUGGAUUCAAGACAAAAAGUUCUGAGUCUUUGGCCCCGCCAUCUGGACCUGAACUCCCUCCAAAUGUCCUGGCAGAGAAAUUAAAGGAAACCCAAAGAGAUCUUUGCUCCCCCUUAUCUAUAAAGACAGGAGCCCCUGCUGCCCCUCACUCGCAGCCUUCUCCAACUCCCAGCAAUGAAAGCACAGACACUGCUUCAGAAAUUGGCAGUGCAUUCAACUCCCCACUGCGUUCCCCUUUGAGAUCUGCCAAUCCCACCCGACCCUCCAGUCCUGUUACCUCCCACCUCUCAAAAGUUCUAUUUGGAGAAGAAGAACCUCUCUCUCGUUUGGACUGUGUGCGCUACAACCGGGCAGUUCGGGAUUUGGGUCCUCAUAUUGGCACUGGGAUUCUGCAUCUCAGCAGGGAUGGGCACUUGUGUCCACUCAGCAGACUCGGUAUGGAGGGGCAGAAAAAGGAGAGAAGCAAGGGAGGGAUGCCUCUGAAUCAAGAGCCGUCUAAGACCUCUCCAAAAAGCAGCAAAGCCGAGGAAGGACGAGAGAGUGCAGAAUCAGAUGCAGAGCGUUGCAGAGUUGUUGAGGCUCCUCAAGGGGAGAAGUUUUCUCCCAAGGAGCUUCUUGCCUUGCUGAAAUGUGUUGAAGCUGAAAUUUCUGCAUCUGAAACAUGUCUGAGAGAAGAGUUGGAAAAACGCAAGAAAUUCAAGAUUGAUGACCAACGAAGGACCCAUAACUAUGAUGAAUUUAUCUGUGCAUUUAUCUCGAUGCUGGCUCAAGAAGGAAUGUUGGCGAGUCUUGUGGAACAGAACAUUUCCGUAAGGAGACGACAGGGAGUCAGCAUUGGGCGCCUGCACAAGCAAAGGAAGCCAGACAGACGCAAACGAUCACGACCUUAUAAGGCUAAGCGCCAAUAAAUGUGUUAUUUAUAUAUUUGAAGGUUUCCCCAACUCUGUAAUACAGUAUAUAGGUUAUUCCUGCCUUCAUACAGUUUUAUAAAUAGUGAGGUUAUCCCCUUGCCAAUGUAUAUGAUGUACAUAAAUACUAGUUUUUAUACCCCCUUAUACAUACCUGGAUCCAUGUUCUAUGUCAUACAGUGGAUUAUAUAUGCCUUUCCCUCUUGCAUCAUGUGAACUCGCCUUGCAGGAUUUACUCCUAUUUAUUCUGUAUUGCCAGUUCUAGUGACCUGGUAAUGCCCAUCUAGAGACAGAUGUUACGUUCUGUUAUUGGUGCUGGGUGUCUGCUAAGUCUAGAUCACCCUUGCUAGUUUUGCACUGUGGGCGGGUCCCAUCCUAAUGACUAAGUUAAAACUGACUUUUCCCUUUAAUUGUCCGGAAUUUCAUAUUGCCUUGAGGAACACACCUUGGCACUAUUUAAACUUACAACUUGUCUUGACAUAAUAAACACUGUAAAACAGUA